AUGAUGAAUGGCGGGCAAAUUGGUGCGGGAGAUUCCCUUGAUUUUCAGGGAGAUCCAGCAUUGCUGUACUUGGCAGAUGGCAGUCCUCCCAUUGAAGCUCGUUCCUUUGGAGCUCCCACGUCGAUAUCGGGCGAAGUCGUCUUUAACACGGGCAUGGUCGGAUACCCCGAAGCGUUAUCGGAUCCUUCCUACCGUGGACAGAUUCUGGUUCUCACGUAUCCCCUCAUUGGAAACUACGGGGUUCCCGAUGAAACUAUCCGCGAUGACUACGAUUUACCCAAGUUCUUUGAAAGCAACAACAUUCAUAUUGCAGGAUUGGUCGUAUCGUCCUAUUCCUGGCAGCAUUCCCAUUGGUCAGCUCAAAAGAGUCUCUCCAAGUGGCUCUAUGAUAACAACAUUCCUGGAAUCUACGGAGUCGAUACCCGUGCUUUGACCAAGAAAUUGAGAGAAUAUGGAUCCAUUCUGGGAAAGUUGCUAGUGGAAUCCUUUGAAGAUCCCAACAUGCGCAAUCUGGUCGCCGAAGUCUCCACGAAAAAAGUCCAAAUAUACGGAAAGGGAAACAGUCCUCGCAUUGUCGCCUACGAUUGUGGAAUGAAGUUCAAUAUUAUUCGAUACCUCGUCAAUGUACACAACGUGGAACUCAUGGUGGUACCCUUUGAUUACGAUCUGGAGGCCAAUGCCGAUGAAGCGGGUGAUUGGAAGGGACUCUUCUUGUCCAAUGGACCCGGUGAUCCAACCAUGUGUGCCGCUACCAUCAAAUCGAUCCAAUACGCACUCGCCUUGGAACCGCCACGACCCAUUUUUGGCAUUUGCCUGGGAAAUCAACUCUUGGCAUUGGCCGCCGGUGCCAAAACGUACAAACUCAAAUACGGAAACCGUGGAAUGAAUCAGCCGUGUAUUGAUUUGAGGACGGGACGAUGCUACAUUACACCCCAGAAUCACGGAUUUGCCGUCGAUUCCGACUCGUUGCCCACCGAUUGUUGGAAGGCACUCUUUUUGAAUGCCAAUGAUCUCACCAAUGAAGGUAUUGUCCAUACCAGCAAACCAUUCUUUAGUGUACAGUUCCAUCCAGAGGCCAGUGGAGGGCCCGUCGAUACCGCCUUUUUGUUUGAAAAGUUUGUCGGACAUGUCCGGAAUAUCCCUCAACCCUUGGUCUUGCACGAUGGUCUGUCCUAUGCACGAAAGACGUACAAGAAGGUCUUGUUGGUUGGUAGUGGCGGCUUGAGCAUUGGACAGGCUGGAGAGUUUGAUUAUUCCGGAAGUCAAUGCAUCAAAGCCCUCAAGGAAGAAGGGAUUGAAGUCAUUCUCAUCAACCCCAAUAUUGCUACCGUUCAAACGUCGCAGGAACAGGAAGACAGUGUCGCACGCAGCGCGGAUCGUGUGUACUUUCUUCCCAUCCAACCCAACGUUGUCAUGGACAUUAUUCAUAAGGAAAAGCCAGAUGGUAUCAUUGUUUCCAUGGGAGGGCAGACAGCCCUCAACGUUGGAGUCGAAUUGUGGAGAGACGGACUGUUGCAGGCAGCCGGUGUGGAAGUGUUGGGUACCCAAAUUCCAGUCAUUGAAGCAACUGAAGAUCGUGAGAUCUUUAGUGCCAAGUUGAAAGAAAUUGGAGAAACGAUUGCCUUGUCGUACAGCGCCACCACAGUGGAGGAAGCCAAGGAGGUUGCCAACAAGAUUGGAUACCCCGUUUUGAUUCGAGCCGCCUAUGCCUUGGGAGGUUUGGGAUCUGGAUUUGCGGCCGAUGACGAGGAGCUGAAAGAGAUGGCUGCCAAGGCGUUUACCACCAGUUCUCAGAUCCUCAUUGAUCAGGAUCUUCGCGGUUGGAAAGAAUUGGAGUAUGAAGUUGUCAGGGACUCCAGCGACAACUGUAUUACCGUCUGUAACAUGGAAAACUUUGAUCCUCUGGGAAUUCAUACUGGUGAUUCCAUUGUCGUCGCUCCCUCACAGACGUUGACAAAUCGCGAAUACUUCAUGCUUCGAACCACAGCGCUCAAGGUUGUCAGACACCUUGGAAUCGUCGGCGAAUGCAACAUCCAGUAUGCUCUGCAUCCCGAAAGUGAGCGAUAUUGCAUCAUUGAGGUCAAUGCCCGAUUGUCUCGGUCCUCGGCAUUGGCUUCUAAAGCAACAGGUUACCCCUUGGCUUAUGUGGCAACCAAGAUCUCCUUGGGCAAAGACUUGGUGUCUAUCCGCAACUCUGUCACAAAGACAACAACAGCAUGUUUCGAGCCCAGUUUGGAUUACUGUGUGGUGAAGAUGCCUCGAUGGGAUCUGAAGAAAUUCAAGCGUGUCAGUAACAAGCUCGGAUCGUCCAUGUUGAGCGUCGGCGAGGUGAUGGCCAUUGGCCGAUCAUUUGAAGAAACCAUUCAGAAAGCUUGUCGUAUGGUGAACCCAGUCUUGUCCGGGUUGGAUGGCCAGGAUUCGAAUCUAAUUGACGACUCUGAUGAUUUGGAGACUCAGCUGAAGACUCCUACCGACACGAGACUCUUCGCUGUACAGACUGCUUUUGAAAUUGGAUGGUCAAUCGACAAAGUACAUGAAUUGACCAAGAUUGACCGAUGGUUCCUCAGCAAACUCCGAAACAUCGCCAUGCUGCGACAAGCAUGCAAGGAUAAAAAGAGUUUGGAAGACUUGGUUAGCACCAAUGGAUACGAACGAAUGAGAACGUUGAAAAUGGCGGGAUUUAGCGACAAGCAGAUUGCUCGAUAUGUUGGUCUUUCACCGGGUCUUGAUGGUGAGCAGCGAGUCCGUGACAAGCGAAAGGCUUUGAGAGUCAUCCCUGUUGUAAAACAGAUUGAUACGCUUGCAGCAGAGUUUCCUGCACAGACGAACUACCUGUAUUUGACCUAUUCUGGAGACCAGGACGAUGUCGAGGGCGGCGACGGCGACUUGACGCAGUCUACUAGAUACUCCGUCAUGGAACAAAACCGUGAAGGUGUGUCACCAGGCGACUUCAAACGUCGCGCACGAGGACUCUCUACCUCUGGUGCCAUGGAAACUUUGAAAACAAAGAAGGAACGUGGUGUUAUCGUUCUGGGCUGUGGAGCCUACUGCAUCGGAUCGAGCGUUGAAUUCGAUUGGUGCGCAGUUUCGUGCAUCCGGCAACUACGUCGAGAUGGGUUCAAGAGCAUCAUUAUCAACUACAACCCUGAAACUGUGAGUACAGACUACGAUGAAAGUGACCGUUUAUACUUUGAGGAGUUGAGCCUUGAACGUGUCCUUGACAUCUAUGAGCGCGAGAACCCCUAUGGUUUGGUAGUUUCGGUCGGUGGUCAAAUACCCAACAACCUUUCUGGCCCCCUGGCAGAGUGUGGGGUGAAGAUCCUCGGUACAUCUGCCCGCGAUAUUGAGCGCGCUGAGGAUCGCCAACAGUUCUCGGACAUGGUGGACAGCAUGGGAAUCAAGCAGCCAGCGUGGUCUGUGUUAUCGAAUAAGGAAGACGCUGUAAAAUUUGCCAACACAGUGGGGUUCCCAGUUCUUGUUCGACCCAGUUUUGUUCUUUCAGGUGCAGCCAUGAGGGUAGCGGCUGAUGAAACGCAACUGACGAACUUCUUGGAUAUAGCGGCUGACGUCGCUGCGGACAAGCCUGUUGUCGUGACCAAGUUCAUUGUCAAUGCCAAGGAGAUUGAAUUUGACGCAAUUGCCAACAACGGAAACAUUCUGAACUACGCCAUUGGAGAGCACCUUGAGAACGCUGGCGUCCACAGUGGCGACGCAACAGUGAUUCUCCCUGCUCAGAAGUUGUACGUGAAGACUAUUCGUCAAGUCAAGACUUACGCGAGCUGGAUUGCCAAAGCAUUGCGAAUCACUGGUCCUUUUAACAUUCAGUUCAUGGCCAAGGGGAACAAUGUUGAGGUUAUCGAGUGCAACUUGCGUGCAAGUCGGACUAUUCCUUUCGUAAGCAAGACACUGAACCAUAACUUCAUUUCGUUGGCUACGAGGGCAAUGACGGGAAUGGACGUGCAGGCUUACAAGAUUUCAUUGCUCGACAUUGAGUAUGUUUGUGUGAAGGCGCCCAUCUUUUCGUUCACCCGUCUUCGUGGAGCUGAUCCUACCUUGGGAGUGGAAAUGGCUUCCACGGGAGAAGUGGCUUGUUUUGGAGUGGACUCGCACCAAGCGUUCCUCCAAGCCAUGCUGUCGACUUCUUUCAAGCUCCCCAACAAGAACCGCAGCAUCUUGCUGUCCAUUGCCAGCGACAAGUUCCGUGCCGAGUUUUCGGAAGCCGCCGAAAUCUUGUUUAAAUUGGGUUACAAGCUCUAUGCCACCCCGGGUACAGCAAAUUAUUACAAAGAACACCAUGGCAUGGAACUCACGGUUGUCAACAAGCCAACGAGCGAAACGGAUGACGGAGAGGGCACUGCCCUCUACGUGAUCAAGCAAGGUGCUAUUGAUCUGGCCAUCAACGUAAGCGAAGGCACUACUCGAAAGGAUGAGAUUACUUCGGGUUACAUCAUUCGUCGUGGUGUUGUAGAUUUCGGUGUGAGUUUGAUUACCGACGUAAAGUGUGCCAUCAAAUUUGCCGAAUGCAUGGAGCGAGGAUGGGGCGAUGGCAAGUUUGAACCUCUCAAUGUUGGAGAAUUCUACAAGUUGCCAAUGAUUGGAUGGGCCAAAGGCCAGGUGUAG
Molecule: messenger RNA, 4620 nt
Organism: Seminavis robusta
Lineage: Eukaryota; Bacillariophyta; Bacillariophyceae; Naviculales; Naviculaceae
Source: the annotation of a GenBank genome assembly